Molecule: messenger RNA, 1934 nt
Organism: Polistes dominula (European paper wasp)
Lineage: Eukaryota; Metazoa; Arthropoda; Insecta; Hymenoptera; Vespidae
Product: speckle targeted PIP5K1A-regulated poly(A) polymerase
Biological process (GO): RNA 3'-end processing
Molecular function (GO): RNA binding; nucleotidyltransferase activity
Source: RefSeq, a predicted model, not a curated record
AGAUACAUGUUUCAUAAUAUAUGAAUUAUAAUAUUAUAAAAAUAUUAAAAAAUGGAAAAUUAUUAUUGUGAAGUUUGUUCAGUACAAUUAAUGGAUCAUACUCAAUUCGUAAAUCAUUUAUCAGGAACAAACCAUUUAAGAGAAGUUCAAUUUAAUAAAUUUAAAGAAUGGGUAGAACGCUCUAUAUUUAUUCCUUGUUUACCAAAAAAUUGUACCAAAUAUAAACUAAUGGACUUUUUCGUAAAUUUUGGGCCAAUUGCAAAGCUCAGAAUUAAUAAGGAUUGGGCUAUUAUUGAAUUUAAAAAAAGAGAACCCACGGAAGACUUAAUAAACAAACCGAUCUGGUUAAAUAAUCCAAAGUUAAAUAUUCCAAAAAGAAUAUUUUAUAAUAAUGAUCCAAAAGAUUUUCAUGAUAAAUAUGUUGCAGAGACAACGAAAAUUAUAGAUUUGGAUUCUAUAAAGAGUAUAUUCAAUAACGAAACUACAUUUGAAAUACAACUCGAAACAUUUUUGAAUACAGUACUGCUUAAUGAUAAAGAAAUUGAAGAACGAUAUGACUCAAUCUGUAAAUUUUUAGAUGAAAUAUUUGCAAGUGAAUUUCCAAAAUGUCGAUUCGUUAGAUUUGGAUCUACGCGAAUGGGACUAGCAUUUAAAGAUUGCGAUUUGGAUGUUUAUUUGGAUAAUGAUGAGCCAAUAUGUGAAUCAGAAAGACGUUGUAAGACGGAAAUGCUUUUUAGUAAACUGGAACCUGUAAUGAAAAAGUUGAAUUACAUAUUUAAGAAUAUAUUACUAACACUAGAAGACAAAAAUCCUAUUAAAUUUUAUUUUGUUCCGAAUAAGGUUUCUUGUCAUAUGUCAUUUAAAAACGAUUUUGCUAUACAUAAAAGUUAUUAUAUCAACUACUGUCUUUUACUGGAUAGAAGAAUAAGACCAUUAAUGGUUAUCAUUAAAUUUUGGGCAAGACAAAGUAAAACGACAGGUAACGGAAAAAUAUCCAAUUAUACAUUAUUAUUAUUAAUAAUAUUUUAUUUACAACAACCGGAAACAAGGAUACUUCCAUCUUUAUUGGAACUCCAGAAAACGUGUAGACCUAAAUUUGUUCAUUGUUUUCAAGUAAAUUUUGAUAUAAAUACGGUAUUAUUACCUAUUAACAAUCGUAGCACAAUUCCACAACUUUUGACAGGUUUUUUCAACUACUAUGCUAAUUUUUAUUUUAAUACCAUUAUCAUUUGUCCUAAGCGCGGCAUGGCAUAUUCAAACGCAUUGAUACGCGAAAUUGAUACUUCCCGUAUGCCCUACUAUAUGUAUGUAGACUUUAAGUUUAUGCAGACUAUAUGUAAGGAAAAAGCUAAUGCUUAUAUUCAAGAUCCCAUUGAAUUAAACGAUAAUUGUUUUGACUCUAUAAGUAAAAAAGAUAUAGCAACAUUUAAAAAAAAUUGUAAAAUAAGCGCAGAGAUCUGUAAUUCAUCUCAAGAGAACAAUUACAAAAAUCUUUUAGAAAAUUUAUUUACGUAUGAGGAUUACGUAAUAUAAAUCAGUAGCUUUAUUGCAGUGUUAGCAAUAUGUUCUGGCUCAUAUAUGAAUGUCGGUUUACCAGAUAAUUUUCAAAACCAUGCUGACAUAAUUGACAAAGAACAAUAUAUAAAGGAUAAUUAUUACUUUCUAGUAUUUAAUAUUGUGAAAAAUAUUUUUGGGAAAGUGUGCAAACUACAAGUGCAAGUUUUUUCUACUGACUAAGAAACUAAAUAACAAAAAGUUGAAGUUUUAUCCUAUAUACAUACAAAAAAACAUCAACAUCAUUACAAAUCUUAUAUUUUGUAUACAAAAUAUCAUACAGAAACUAACUUGUGUACCUGAAUACAAUAAAUUGAUGGGUGCUAUGGACAAGACCGAUAUGGUCAUCAGCACUCUCUCACAUUCUACGAGAAAAACGA